GGACACAUCAACGGUGAUGGCUAGCGCAACAAUCGACCGACGUGGGGCCAUGCUGGCGAAGGGCGUGCUGGUGACAGUGCACGACCUGUACGGCGGAGCGCUGCCUCUACGACUGCUAGAGACCUAUCUGCAUAUGGUGUGCAGCUUCGACGUGCAACCUUAUCGCUUCCAGCCGCGCACGCAGGAUCUCACCACUUCGGGCAGAGGUAUCUGAUAGGUCGAAUAUCUGAUUCCGCUGUGAAAUGUCCACUAAUUUCGGAUGACAUGUGCUUUGGUGCAUGUCUAGAGCUGGCCGAAUUUUUGAGGAGUCAGAAACCACACACGACGGACGAAGCUGUUAAUUUCGUGACUCAUGGAUAUGGCGCAUUGGUGCUGCGAGAAGCGUUCCGAUCCGUUGACUGGAACUACACCAAGUCCAAGAUUGUGAUGCUGGCCCCCCCAAAUCGAGGAAUUCGGUACCAUAAGUCGAUGAAGAAACAUGUAGGAAUGGCAGGAUAUGGAGGUGUGGCGGCUGAGGAGCUGGCGACGUUGAGUACUGAGGAACUGGACAAGCGGCUGGGGAAACUCCCAAGACGAUGCUAUCCUCUGGUACUUGCGGGAAAUUUGUGUCUUAAUCCGUUUAAUCAGCACAAUUACCCAAAUGACGGUUUGGUGAUGGUUGAGGAGACCGGAAUUCCAGGAGAAUUUCGACAGCAGAUUAUUGGUGCUCCACAUUAUUUACUACCGUCGCAUCCCAAGGCCAUUGGACUCACGCAGUCAUUUCUAGGGGCAUGAAUGUGAUUGCGGAUUUGUGGGUACUUCGAUGCUCGAUAUACCAUUUUGAUAACUAACUCGUACACCAUAAGGAAGAAGGAUAUUAUACCAGUGGUGCUCCGUGUCUAUUUCGUGGAUCUUGAAAAUGUAAAGUGAGCUACUUCAAGAAAUGGGCUUGCAGUGGAGAGCCGUGCAUGACGCAAGAUCGGUCCAUUGGGUUUCGUUGUGUAAACUGGGACAUCGAAGACUUACUGCGUUUUUCAUUAUUUAAGUACUUGAAACACUGCACAAUGUAUCUGCUGAAGAUAUAUGACUCCACACACCGGCAACUUAUUUAACCUUUUCACAGGAUACCGCUCUCCAAAUAUCGUGAAGUAUCUCUUCCCCCCAUUUUGCUGUUGACCCAGUUUUACCCUUACAAAUUGUAUCGCACCAGGAGCCGUUGAUUUCUGCGAAGCAAGCAUUGACACUCAAAGAUCAAUAGAAGGCCACCACAAGCAUGGACUACUUGCACUCGCCGCAGGAUCACCGCACUAGCAAGAGGCAAGCUGAGAUUACAAAUAUUUUUUACUCUAGAACAAAACAUCUCUAAAACUACGCGAUUUGACAUAAUUCGCCGUUUCAUUUGCGGCUGAUUCGGCCCGUGAACAACCUACGGAGCUUGCUAAAUCUACAGUAGUAAAGAUUUUAUGUAUGUAUUGAAAAGGUAUCUG
Messenger RNA from Phytophthora nicotianae INRA-310, 1466 nucleotides. RefSeq lists its product as hypothetical. The record is from RefSeq and is a predicted model, not a curated record. The transcript has 4 exons. Lineage: Eukaryota; Oomycota; Peronosporomycetes; Peronosporales; Peronosporaceae. The coding region runs from base 265 to 774 and encodes 169 amino acids.